Messenger RNA from Meloidogyne enterolobii, 1091 nucleotides. NCBI's taxonomy places the organism in Eukaryota, Metazoa, Nematoda, Chromadorea, Rhabditida, Meloidogynidae. The record is from the annotation of a GenBank genome assembly.
UUUCUCGCCUGUCGGGAUUAUUUUUCAUCUUAGGGUAUAUUUUCAUUCUUUCCUUUUUUCAGUCAAUUAUGCUUCACUUAAAUAAUUUUUAUGCUCAUGCCCUCUCUUUAUCUUCUAUUCGCUUUUCAUCACAUUCAACGGCCAAAAGAUUAUUAAAAAACUACAAAUUUCCAGAAAUAUUGCCCAAAGACUGUGAAGAACAAUAUAUUAGAGGAUGGGGCCCAGGCGGUUCCUGUGUCAAUUCUUCUAGUAAUGCUGUUUUGUUAAAACAUAAACCGACUGGUUGCUUUGUUAAGGUACACCAAUCUAGAAUAUUGAGAGAAAAUAUUAAAAUUGCUUAUGAACGGCUAAAGAUUGAAGUAGAUAAACACUUGAAUGGAGAGAAUAGUUAUUCUGUUCAAUUUAACCGUAUAAUAUCUCAACUUGAAGAAAAAACGAAAAAGUCAAGUCAACGCAAACGGCAGACAAUGGCCGAGCUUAAAGCUGAAGGGGAAAUGAUACGUGAAAUUAACAGGGAAAGGGAGAAUAAAGGGGAAGAAGAGAGGUAAAAAAUAAAAUUAUAAACCCAAAAUAUUUAUUUCGAAUUAAAUGCCAAUUUAUGAAAAAUUUAUUAAAUAGUCAAUUUAAUUAUCAUAUGAAUUAUCCCAAAAAAUUUUCAUCCCAUAGUUUCAUUUUUUUCUUUUUUACUUCAUUCUUUUGUUCUCUUAAGCUUCCUUUACCAUAUUCAUCUUAUUCCGGUGGUCCAACUGGAUAACGAUUACGUCUUGGAGUCAAGGUUGUUGUUAUAUUGACUGGCUUUUUUGUAGUGGGUAGAUCUUCUGGUCCAGAUGGGUAUGGGUUUCGUGGAGGUUUGGUUGAUGGAGCUGCUGGGGGUUGGGGAUAUCCAGGCUGCGGAGUAGAUGCUGGUGCUUGGGGAUAUCCAGGUUGUUUUGGAGUAGGUUCUGGUCCAGAUGGGUAAGGGUUUCGUGGAGGUUUGGUUGAUGGAGCUGCUGGGGGUUGGGGAUAUCCAGGCUGCGGAGUAGAUGCUGGUGCUUGGGGAUAUCCAGGUUGUUUUGGAGUAGGUUCUGGUCCAGAUGGGUAAGGGUUUCGUG